This is a messenger RNA of Saccharomyces eubayanus, 2259 nucleotides long. It is a transcript of the gene GID7, whose product is annotated as glucose-induced degradation complex subunit GID7. Gene Ontology annotation, cellular component: GID complex. The transcript has a single exon. Gene Ontology annotation, biological process: proteasome-mediated ubiquitin-dependent protein catabolic process. Gene Ontology annotation, molecular function: protein binding. Bases 1 to 2259 code for a protein of 752 amino acids. The record is from RefSeq and is a predicted model, not a curated record. Lineage: Eukaryota; Fungi; Ascomycota; Saccharomycetes; Saccharomycetales; Saccharomycetaceae.
AUGUCACAGAGCAACAAGAUCGCGUACGUGCUGAACUCCGACACGCAGGAGGCCGGCGAGUCGGCCUCCGUCGGCUGCUUCGACAAGAAGCAGCUGGCCAAGCUGCUCGUCCACACGCUCAAGGAAUUGGGCUACGACUCCGCCGCGGACCAGCUGCUCCUGGAGAGCGGCGGGUACCAGAACGAGUCGAACCAUAUCCAGACCUUCUUCAGGCUCGUCAAGACCGGCCAGUUCGACCUCAUCGACUGGCGCAGCGUGUGUUCGCUGCCCCUCGCACAUAGCUCGCCGCUCAGGCCUGCACUGCUGCAAACGCUGCYCUCGCCCGCAGCGCCCACCAGCAGCGCCACCGGGUCGCUGUUUGACCACAUGCUUCAGCAGCUGCAGUCCCUGCAGCUGCUGAUGGCGUCUGUGGGCCCGUCCACUUGCUCGGACGCCGAGGUCACCACGCUCAGGAACUACGUCGAGAUCAUGAUCCUCGUCAACAGGCAGAUCUUCCUCGAGUUCUUCCACCCGCCUGCUGCUGCUGCUGCUGCCGCCGCCCCCCACGCGGGCCCGCCCACCACGCUGCCCGUCCUGUACCUGCGCAAGGUCCUCAAGUGCUUCAUCGAGAUCUGGGACGCGCUGUUGGUGUCCAAUGACCAGUUCCUCAACGAGGAGAACAUCUUCAACCCGGAAACAACCUUGAGAGAGCUCUCCACGUACCUCACGAACCCGAAGCUCACGGCGCACUUGAACCUCGAGCGCGACCACCUGAUCGACGCCAUCUCCAAAUACAUCGACCCGAACGAGCUCGUGCCCAAGGGCCGCCUCUUGCACCUCUUGAAGCAGGCCAUCAAGUACCAGCAGUCCCAGGACAUCUUCAACAUCCUCGACCCGGACGACGACGCCCCCUUCUCCUCCGAGUCCCACCGCAUCAAUCUGCUGCAGGACAACAUCUCGCACGACUUGACUGUGACCUUCCAGGACUGGAAGACCAUCCAGGACACCACCGACGAGAUCUGGUUCCUGACUUUCUCGCCCGACGGCAAGUACCUGGCCUCCGCCACCUCCGAGUCCUCCAGGGGCUACUUCAUCACCGUCUAUGACGUGCAACAAGACUUCAAAAUCCACAAGACCUGCGUGAGCCUGUCGCAGUCCGUGCUCUACCUCAUGUUCUCCCCCAGCAGCCGGUAUCUCGUCGCUUGCCCCUUCAGCGAGGACGUGACCAUAUACGACAUGAACGCAAUCUCUCCGCCGGAUGUCUCUGCCACAGACUCGUUCUUACCGUACUCUUCCACCAGGCUGUCACCCAUGGACUCCUUCAAACUGGACACCUCCCCAUACCUCGACGACACGGAAUCCUCAGCGUCGUCCUCAUCCAGGCCUGCAAACGCGACUUCCAGCCAGUCCCGGGUGUGGUGCUGCGAUGCCUUCCACACAGCGCAGCAUGAAGACUGGAUGGUCGUCGGAUCGCCCGACAGAGAAGCCAUGGUGCACUCUCUCACUACAAAGGAGUCGCUCUUCAGCUUGAAAGGCAGGACAUGUAUCGCUCUAGGCCACGACGAAAACGUCUCUGGAAGAAAACUAAUAGACCCGGCAAAGGUCCUCCAUACGGCCAAGACAAGCUGUGGUAGCAGCUGGCAGUACGUCGAGGACGACGAAGCUUUCCCGCGCGUCCACGACGUGAAGAUCAGCUACGACGACAACUACGUGCUUUUAAUGACCCACCAGGGCAUUGUCGAUGUCUACGAUUUUAGCGGGUUCCCCUCCAGAGAAACGCUAUCCAAGCAAACAAUCGACUUGAAAGAUUUCUUGAUUCCAAGAGUCGCGAGACUGGACAUUGGCAAAAACAUGACCUGCAUGUCACUACCACUGAACACCACCACCCACCAUCGCCACAGACAUCAAAUAACCGAAUCUCAACAUUUGGUCUUGGUUAGUUUACAAGAUAACGAACUACAAAUGUGGGACUAUAAAGAGAAUAUCCUCAUACAAAAGUAUUUCGGCCAGAAACAACAGCAUUUCAUAAUCAGAUCUUGUUUCGCCUACAACAACAAGAUUGUCAUGAGCGGGUCCGAAGACGGCAAGAUUUACAUUUGGGAUAGAAUCAGAGGUAAUUUGAUCUCUGUGCUCUCMGGUCAUUCCACACUGAUCAACAACUCCUCAAAACCCGUUGGGAAAAACUGUAACGUGGUCGCAUCAAAUCCUGUCGAUAAAGAAAUGUUUGUGUCUGGCGGCGAUGACGGUAAGAUAAAAAUCUGGAAAAUAUCAAGAAACUAA